AUGGUUGUCUUUGACGGUCACGAGUACCUUACCGAGGAGGAGAAGCGUCUCAAGGAAGACCGCAGACGCGAGAAGUACUGGAAGAAAUGGGGCCCUUACGUUGCCGAACGCCAAUGGGCCACUGUGCGAGAGGAUUACAGUCCCGACGGAGACGCGUGGAGUCACUUUACCCAUGACGACGCACGAUCUCGAGCCUACAGAUGGGGUGAGGAUGGAAUUGCCGGCGUUUCUGAUACCCACGGCUUCCAAAACAUUGGAUUUUCUUUCUGGAACGAGGAAGACGAUUUCCUCAAGGAGAGAUUAUUUGGUCUCUCAAACCCCCAGGGUAACCAUGGCGAGAGUGUCAAGGAAGCUCACUUCCACGUUGACAAUACCCCCCAUUCCUACAUGAAGUUCCUCUACAAGUACCCGCAGAAGAAGUUCCCUUACAAGGACCUGUUGGAAGAAAAUGCACGCAGAGGCAAGGAAGACAAGGAGUACCAGAUUGUUGACACGGGCAUCUUCGACGAAGACAGGUACUGGGAUAUUUUCAUCGAGACGGCAAAGGAGACGGACGACCCCGAGGAGAUCCUGUUCCGUGUUACCGCAUGGAACAGAGGUCCCGAUCCGGCACCACUUCACAUUGUGCCGCAAAUGUGGUUCCGCAACACCUGGGCCUGGGGCCGGGAGCCCGAGGACAAGAAGCCAUCCAUCGAGAACGUUGGCGAGGGCCUGGCCAAGUCCAAGCAUCACAAGCUCGGGGACCGUUACUUCCUGAUGUCACCUUCUCCCGGUGUUGGAACCAGCGGCGAGGACGUAAUACCCCAGAUGUUGUUUACCGACAACGACACCAACUAUGAGCUAUUGUACGAGCAGGACAACAAGACUCCGUAUGUCAAGGACGCCUUCCAUCGUCACAUUUGCGAGAAGGAAAAGGGGGCCGUCAACCCAGCACAGAAGGGCACCAAGUGCGCCGCCUGGUUCAGCUUCAACGAGGAUGGUGGUGUUCCUCCCGGCGAGUGCGCCGUCGUCCGUUUCCGCUUCUCCAAGAAGAACCAGACCUACUUCGACGAAGGUGACUUUGAUGACCUGGUCGAUCUGAGGAUCGCUGAGGCCGACGACUUCUACUACCGCCUCAGCCCCCUCCCCAUGGCAGACGAUCUGCGCAACAUUCAGCGUCAGGCCUUUUCCGGAAUGAUGUGGACUAAGCAGCAUUACCUCUUCAUCUGGGACCAAUGGGCGAAUGGUGACCCGACACAACCCCCUCCGCCCCCCAGCAGAAAAGACAUUCGCAACUCUCAGUGGAAACAUAUGCACUGCGACGAUAUUUUGUCUAUGCCCGACUCUUGGGAAUAUCCCUUCUUUGCUGCGUGGGACAGUGCUUUCCACUGCAUCACAUUGGCGAUGAUGGAUCCAGACUUCGCCAAGAAGCAGCUUGAUCUCUUCACCAGAGAGUGGUACUGCCAUCCCAACGGCCAGCUGCCAGCGUACGAGUGGAACUUUGGCGACGUAAACCCUCCCGUUCAUGCUUGGGCCACGUUCCGAGUGUUCAAGAUUGAGCGCAAGCUCUACGGACGCCAGGAUUUGGACUUCCUCGAGAGAGUUUUCCAGAAGCUGUUGCUGAACUUCACCUGGUGGGUUAACCGCAAGGACGCCGAUGGCAAGAACGUCUUCGAGGGAGGUUUCCUCGGUCUCGACAACAUUGGUCUUUUCAACCGCUCUGAGCCUCUCCCAACCGGCGGCUCUUUGGAGCAGGCCGACAGUACCGGAUGGAUGGCCUUCUACUGUCUCAGCAUGCUCAACAUUGCUCUUGAGCUUGCAAAGCACCGACGCACAUACGAGGAUAUUGCUUCCAAGUUCUUUGAGCAUUUCAUCUUCAUCAGUGACGCCAUGACCUUCAGGACUGGCCAAAAAGACGAGAAGUCGCUCUGGAAUGAUGAGGAUGGUUUCUACUACGAUGCCAUUUCAUGGGGUGGCCCCUGGAUCCAGCAGCUCCCAGUCCGCUCUCUUGUCGGAUUGAUUCCGCUUUACGCAACCCUGACUCUUGAGCCUGAGCUUAUCAACAAGCUCCCCUCAUUUAAAAAGAGGGUUGAUUGGUUCAUGGAGAACCGCUGCGAUUUGGCCGAGCGAAACAUGGCCAGUAUCGCCAAGCGUGGAAAGGGCAAUCGUAUUCUCUUGUCAAUUGUCAGCAAGGACAGGCUUGAGAAGAUUCUCUACCGCAUGCUUGACGAGGACGAGUUCUUCAGUGAGCACGGAAUUCGUUCCUUGUCAAAGUACCACAAGGAGCACCCCUUCUCAAUGGAGGUUAAUGGCCAAACUUUCUCCGUCGGCUACGUUCCCGGUGACUCUGAUAGCGGUCUGUUUGGUGGCAACAGUAACUGGAGAGGCCCCAUUUGGUUGUGUGUCAACUUCCUUCUGGUUGAGUCUCUUCAGCGAUUCUUCUUGUUCUACGGACACGAGUUCCAAGUCGAAUGUCCCACGGGAAGUGGCGACUACAUGCAUUUGGGCCACGUCUCCGAGGAGAUUCAGCAUCGUCUGCAGCACUUGAUGACGCGUAACGACGAGGGCCGGCGUAGCAUCAACGCCGGAAAUGAUCUUCUGGACUUCGACCCUCACUGGAAGGACUACCUCUGGUUCUACGAGUUCUUCGACGGCGACAGUGGCCGUGGACUCGGCGCUACCCACCAGUGCGGUUGGACCGGUUUGAUGGCUCGUAUGAUUCACGACACUGGUAUCAACUGCCGUCUGCCUCAUACUCCCCGCACUCCCUCGGCGGGCAUGUCUCACUACUUUGAUGACAUCUUUGCCCGCGGCACUGAUCGCCGUGGCUCGAUGACGCCUGGUCCUGGUGGCAAGCCGCGGAUGCGCAGAUCAUCCACGGCGAGAUCCAUCGGUGCAAGGAGUGACUUUGACGAGACUAAUGGCGACGACUCACUGAGCAACUCGGCCACGUUGGAUGACCCUGAGAAGCUUCGGCAGAGGAUGAGAGAGAAGUCGGAGGCCGACGCACAUAUGCAUCGCUACAUCUCGGAUCAGCUGGAGAGGUUCAAGGAGGACAAGGAGCACCCGGGUGGAACUGACAACGAGUAUGAGGCUGGUGUCUAG
Messenger RNA from Colletotrichum abscissum, 3084 nucleotides. Its product is annotated as glycoside hydrolase family 63. Lineage: Eukaryota; Fungi; Ascomycota; Sordariomycetes; Glomerellales; Glomerellaceae. Gene Ontology annotation, biological process: oligosaccharide metabolic process; protein N-linked glycosylation. Gene Ontology annotation, molecular function: Glc3Man9GlcNAc2 oligosaccharide glucosidase activity. The transcript is spliced from 7 exons. The record is from RefSeq and is a predicted model, not a curated record. The coding region runs from base 1 to 3084 and encodes 1027 amino acids.